Molecule: messenger RNA, 1458 nt
Organism: Penicillium cinerascens
Lineage: Eukaryota; Fungi; Ascomycota; Eurotiomycetes; Eurotiales; Aspergillaceae
Product: NAD(P)/FAD-dependent oxidoreductase
Exons: 3
Coding region: 1-1458 (485 amino acids)
Cellular component (GO): cytoplasm
Molecular function (GO): oxidoreductase activity
Source: RefSeq, a predicted model, not a curated record
AUGGCAUCAGAGAAGGAGCUCGUCGCCAAGUUGGUUAUGGCUGACCCUGGCCUUCCACGGCCUAAUCCAACCCAAGCGUACUGGCAACACGUCCCCCAUGCCCUCGCAAAUGCACAAUCGGCCAGCUUGCCCACGGACAGAGACUUUGCCGUUAUCGGAUCGGGGAUCACGGGUCUUUCGGUGGCCAAAACUCUACUGGAACGUCAUCCUGCGGCGACUGUCACUGUUUUGGAAGCUCGCACGCUGUGCUCUGGUGCAACGGGUCGCAAUGGUGGCCAGAUGGCAGCUAAUGUGGGAGAAGAGUACAUGGAUUUGGCCGAAGUUCAUGGGCCAGAGAUGGCGGGCAACGUCGCCAAGUUCACCUUUCGAAAUUUGGAAAUGAUGCGGGAGUUGAUUGAAGAGUACGAUGCAGUGGAGACAAGUGAGAUGCAAAAUCUCAGGAAACUGCGGGUCUUCUUGACCGAAGACAAGUUCAAUGAUUUCAAGAAAAGUAUUGCACGUCUAGAAGCAGACCAUCCCUCGUUGGGCGGACUAUACACGAUUUUGGACCGAGAAAGUGUGUUCAAGGACCACGGAAUCCAUGGUGCAGCUGGGGGUGCUUUGCUUCCAGCUGGCACGGUGUGGCCAUAUCGACUGGUUACGAAAAUAUUUGCAGCCCUCAUGAAGAAAUACCCAGAUCGAUUGGCCAUUGAGACAAACACACGAGUCGAGUCCGUCGAGCACAGUGACAGUUUUGCCACUCCGAUCACUUCCGUUUUCCCUUACACCGUUCGCACUUCUCGCGGACCGAUGCGAGCAGGGAAUGUGGUUUACUGUACCAAUGGAUAUAGUGGGCAUCUCCUCCCUCAACUACGAGGACGCAUUCAUCCCUUCAAAGGCACCAUGACAGUUCAAGAUCCUCAGAAGGCCAUGCCUAAUCAAGGAACUUCUGUGUCUUGGGGCUUCCACUACCCGCCAAGGUACGACCCGGAGACCAGAAUAUGUGGCCAGGGGUUGUAUUACCUUGGCCAGAGUGCCAAAACGGGAUACUUUUACUUUGGAGGUGAAGAGGCCCGGAUGGAUGAGACUAUAUCUGCCGAUGAUAGCGUUGUAGGAGAGCACUCGGUUGCUCAUUUGCGCUCCGUGUUACCGCAGUUCUUUGGCCGGAAUGGUGCAGCCCCGUGGAAACUGGUCAGUUCCUGGAGUGGGAUAAUGGGCCUCUCGUCUGAUGGCUUGCCAUUAGUCGGGCGCCUCCCAUCGACACUUACCGGUCGGACAGGGACAGGGGAGUGGAUCGCCGCUGCCUUCAACGGCUACGGCAUGGCCAAUUGCCUGAUGAGUGGCGAGGCGCUCGCCUUGAUGAUCUUAGGGGAGGACGUGAGCGACUGGCUUCCAGAUGCAUAUGGACUUGGUGAGAAGAGAUUGCAAGGGACUCUGACGCCUCCAGAGGCAAUCAAGGCGCUGAGUGCAAAUCUGUAA